UAUUGUUGCUCUGUAGUUUGUAACCAAUGUUGCCCUAGAACGUAAAGAUACAGUAUUUUGUGAAAAUAAAAUUUUAUUUACAGCAUUAUCCUCAGCACAUUUCAACAUAUAUUGGUAUAUUUGUCAGGAAAGUAAAUAAGAAACAUUAAUAAUAAUAAUAAUUAUUUUUUAGAUUAUUAUUAAUAUAUUUAUUCAUUUAAAAAUAUGGAGAAGUCACAGUUGCAUGUUAAUUACUACGAAAAGAAGUUAAACGCGAACUUACAUAUUAUAUUUUUUUAACAUUGAACAUUUUAAAUAUAAUAUGAACCCCACUUCUUCACAUAAUUACAAACAAGACUUUCCUUCAAGUGUUUUAACAAAGAUGCCCAUGUACAAGUCAAAACCGACUAACUCUCCUCCACCGAAGAGGAAUGGAGAUUCUGGUGAUUCAAAUAGCACACAUAUUAUUAUAGCUAGUACUGUUUGUGGGGUUUUGUUUCUUGUUAUUCUGUUGCUGCUGUUAUUAUACUGCUAUAAAAGAAGAAGAGACAACCAAUCACACAGAAACAUUGGAAACAAAUCAAAUUUUCAUGGUGUUGCAAAAGCGGAUCAAUACAAGCCUCCAUCACCUAAUGUUUAUUCUGGUUUUGUGUAUGAAAAUGAAGCACUACAAUCUAGCCAAGUUAUCGAACCUGGUGAAAAUGAUAGAAAUCUUCGAAAACCUGAUCAAUUCACUGCGAAACAAGAACAGACAGUAGUACCUUCACAAGACUUUGAACACAAUGUUAGCAUAAAGUUGAUGACUCCAUGGAAUGAAAUUUACAUUCAACUGGACUCAAAAGAGUACCAAAUGAUGAAAUCGUACACCGUAGAAUCAAUUGCAGACUUAUACUUAAAUUUUGAUGGUUUUAAAAGCACCACACUCCUGAGAUUUAGACAAGGAAGCGUCAUCGCUGAUUUGAACCUAAAGUUUGCAGCUGGUACUACGAACGCGUUAGAAAGAUUAAAGCAAGCCGUACUUAGAGGCCAGUGCUCUCAGUUGCAAGUCGAUACAGAUUUUUUUAGUUACCAGCCCGCUGUUGCAUCAAAGACAAACGAUGUAAGAAUUGAAACGGAAGCUUUGUGCUUAAAUGCGAACAACCAUAGUAUUUCUGGUUCCUUAACGCGUUCGGAUAGAAUGGAGUCCGGCUAUGGUAGUCAAUAUUUUGAUCCAUCAGCUGUAGCUGAAAAACUGCAAAAUCCGAAAGUACGCGAUUCUUCUCAGAAGUCAACUGAUUCCAUCGAGUCGGGAACGUCCGAGAUUGGCACCUCACAUUCUAUUUCUCCGAAAAGUUGUUCCUCCACUAACGUUUCUGUGCAUAGCAAUGUCGACGAGGAGCCUCCGAAACGGGAGAAGGUGACUCCUUUAAGUUUCAUCCAAAGCAUUGUGAAGAAGAAGACUCGUGGUUCAAAAACAAAACAACAUGCGACAAUAGGUCAGUUGAGUAAAAUAUCACGUACUUGGUGUUUACGACGUGCCAUUCUUUUUUUCACUUCUAUUUUUUCUCUUGCAGGUAUUCCACACAUUGCUUUAUUUGAUUUUGAUCCGCAAGACUUUCGCGAAUUAGCGCUUCAUCAAUCAGACCUUGUAACGGUGACUAUCACGGACGAAGGUGGUUGGGUAAAAGCUACCAAUGCUGCUGGCAAAGAAGGAUGGGUGCCACAAAACUUUGUUGCCCCUUUUGACCCUAAGCAAUACGCAGAAACUAAAAAUGCUGUUGAUUCCAUUAUGUUCCUGGAUGGAAUAAUCGAGUCUAUAGAUACUAGUUCAGAAGAUCACCAUAUUGGAAAGCAAAACAGAAAUAGUCACAUGGACGACCAAAAGUCCGACGCGUCCGACAAAUCACACGAUUCACCAACCGAUGAAAUCGAUAUAUCCGGAUUGUUUAUCGCCAUUUUCCCGAAUGAUCCUGUUGAAAGAAACGAGCUACGCCUACAAGUUGGUGAUUUAGUCGAUGUUCUAAAAACGUCGGAGACAGGCUGGUGGAAAGGACGGUGUCUGAGUACGCACGAAGAUGGCUGGUUUCCCUCUUCUUACGUCCAGCCGCAGACAUCUAAUCUGGACUUCCACAAGUAUCUUCAAGAUGAACUCGACGACAAAGGCACGGUUUCAGAUAGUGAAGUUCACACGAGAAUGUUAUCUGCAGUAAAGAAGAGCAGAGAAGAUGAGAACGGAUACAGUAGUGAUACGUUCCCUGAAAGCGAUGCAAGAUCUAAGGGAAACUCUGCAUCAAGAAUUAAUGUGGUCUCCAGAGCGAUGCUGAAUUCUCUCGAUGCAAAGUUUGCUGAAAACCUAUCUGAUGGAGAUGAUUCUCGUUACGAGCAGUCGUCAUUGGAACCGGUAGUAAGCAAUCGUCAAGAAGAAGACACCGACAACGAAGGAUCUCAUCAUGAGUCUGGUCUGACCGAUCCACCCUCCAAGCCUGUUCCGCCCAAACCCAGAAAACGACACAUGCUGCAUACAUACCGUAACUUGGCGGCAGAAGGAAAAUUGGGUUCUACUGACAGUUUAGUGACGCGUUCCACUGAGUGUUUAGCCUCAAUCGAUGCCGUUGGGAGAUCUCACCACAGAAAAGAUCGAAGGAAUUCUGAAGAAAUUAACACGGAUGAUGUAGCACUUCGAGGUUCGCGAUUUGAUACUAUGAAACCAAUAGAUAGACUUCGACCCAGAUCCUUCCAAGAAACACCUAAAUCAAAUUUCUUUUAUCUUGCAAAUCGUUACGCAUCUUGUAUGAAGCCUGCGUGGUCCUUACCAACUCUUGUCGGUGACCAAGUUAAAUUAAGUCCUGAUGACGAACGGCCUUACCUUGUUCCUAUUCCACGAAAGUCAAGGAAAAAGUCCUCAUUAGCGGCUGUCGUGGUGCCAAAAGAUGACUUAGGCGUGGUGGAAAAAGAGCAGAGCGUAUCGUUGCCAAACUCACCUCUUAAAAAGACUGAGGAAUCAUGCGCUAGUAAAAAGACUGAGGAAUCAUGCGCUAGUGAAGAUUUGGGAAUAAAUGUCGAUGUCAAUAUUUCAGCAAUCUCGUUCCCUCGUCAUCGUUUGAGUAGUAUGGAUUCAACUCGUAACGUACAGACUAAAUCACCAUCUACGAUAGAUAAGCACAUUUUUCAUUCUUCAGACAGUGUGACACCUUUAGUAUCCUCAAAGCCAGCUAUUUCACCUAAACCUUCAAUACCUCCAAAGCCGUCAGUUGUCAGAGCAAAGUUGAUUGGGGCUCACGAAGUACAAAAGCCAUCACUGAUUGGUGAAAAACCGACAGUUCCUGUACGAACCACCUCUAAGAACAUAUUUACGAAAGCUUUUAUUAACGAACAACUUAGCAAAAGUCAUGAGAACUUAAACUCGUCGAAAUUAAACGAACAUAUACAUAGCAGGCCUCCUCAUAGUAAUUCUCGAAGUCGGAAUAAUCAUCGUCUUUUUGCAGUAGCCAGUUUUGAAUCGAUAAACGAGGAGAGCGAGCAAAACUCCUUUCAAAUAACGACCGAGGACAACAGAAAAAACUUUAAAAAUGAUCACAGGCGUUACCACUCGGAGCCACACGAAGGCAGUUACAAUAUUAACACUAACGAGGCUAUCAAAGAACACUUGAACUCCGAGCCCGCUCGAGAAAGUCGAACAGUAGCCAGUAAAAAUAAUUUGAACUCUAAGCUCGCUCGAGAAAAUCACUCAUUGGCCAGUGAAAAUCACAACACCGAUUCCUCUACUUCUUCCGAAAGUUUUCGUAUGGCUUUGCCUAACAACGAGCGCGUCAAAAACUCCUUAUCAGAGGACAAACAUGUAACUAAAAGAGAAGUGUUAAAUGAACAAGCUUUGAGAAAGCACGAUCGAUUGACUGCUAGUAGUAGGACGUCCUCAAUGCAAAGUUUAUCGUCCAUAGCAUCAUCUCGCUCCACCGCCUCCUCGAAACACGAACAAAUGAAUUUAAGAAUUGCUAUCAUGAACGUCUACGGCCAAGGGUCUAACGAUCUAUCCUUCAAAGCCGGCGCUAUCUUGUACGAACUUCGUCCUCGUAAUAAGGAAGGGUUUUGUUUCGGAUUGCUAGAAGAUUCUAAACAGGGCUUUUACCCCGCAGAAGCAGUGCAAAUAUUCCACGAAGUAUAGCCGCAAACCAACAUUGUGGAUUCUGUAUAGAGAUUUUUAAAAAAGAAAUGUAAGCAUAUGAUUUCAUGGUUUUAAAAUUUAUUUUUUUUCUAGCGCAAAUUACUUUAUAAAACUAAAAAUGGCUAAUCAAAAGUGAUGGUACAAAGUUAUCUUCCAGUUAUUGUUCAUAUUUAUCAUCUAUUUAUACAAUUGAUGAGUGGUGUGUUUUUCGUAUGGAGGGAGAAAAUGUUAUCGUUUAAUUAUUUUGCCGUAUGCUACCAAUUCGGUAUAUUCUUUAGGUGUGCUGGCUAACAUUUUAAAGAGGUUUCGUACGGCGAUUCUUUAAUACGAAACGAUUUUUCAUUGCUUAUCUUCAUCGUACACCUAUUUUUUUUAAAAAAAAUUCCACGCCUGUUGAUUUUUUAAAAUUUUCUUAGGAGACAGGAAAGCUAGUUUGUUUUUUUUAUCAUUUUUUAAUUUCUGUUCGCAAGAUUUUGUGAAAAGUUCAAUACUAAAAUUGGAUACGACUGUAAAUUUUUACAAAAUAUAUUUUAGUAAAUUAUUGUACAUACGCAUUUUAUAUAAAAGGUCAAUUUUCAAUUUUGACUUGAUGAUUCAAAAAUCGUCCUCUGUGCCCGGGUGUCUGCCGGAUCUCGAGGUCAGAACAAGGAACUCUGAUAACUUCGAAUAUCCAUUAUUCUCUGCAACAAAACCUCAAGAUAAGAACACUACUAAAACUUUCUUAAUUUACUUUUGGUACUCAAAAUAGCAAUUUGUACAAUUUGUGACAAGGAAAUGGAUUUCGUGUAAGCCCCGUUAGGUGUUGGCAGAAUAAAGCCCCCGUUGGGUGUUGGCAGGAAAACAAGCUAGGGUCACAGGUCAAACAAUCAACUUUUUUAUACGUCAAUGAAACUCAUAAAGUACUGGGAACAAAAACACUGAACUGAGACUCAAGUUUUGAAAUGUCUAAUGUAUAUGUUAUUACUCAAUCUUGUUAAAUCCUGCUAAAUUUUCUUCUCCGUGAGAUUUACUCCAUCCUCACCCUCCUUGUAGGAAAUAUACUUUUAGGUAUCAAAAGUGCGUGCAUAAAGUUUUAAACUGUGUGGUUUUCAAGGCUGUUCUUUCUUAUAACCAACCUCGUCCCUAGGGAUUUUCGGCGCAUGUUACUGUGCCGGAAACCUUGUCUUCUUUUAAGUAAGUUGGAAGUGAAUUGGUUUCGUUAAAGGCGUAAAAUAACCUUGGGGUGUGGAAAGAGGCUAAGCAUAUGAAAGCCUAACUUCGCAUUUCUGCAUGCCUAUACUGUAAUAAUAAAUAAAUAAAACACGCAUAUAUUUGAUAUUUUAUUAAACAAAAACAACUGUAUAACGGUACUUGCUUAUUUCCGACCAAAAUUUUUAAACUAGUUAGAAAAGGAAAUGACAGAAUUUUAUGAUCAAUGAUUAAACAGAUGCUUUGUUGUUUAGCUGUCGGGAUAUUACCAUGUUUCAUUAGUGAAUAUUCUUACUUUCAUCCAAAAAGUGUCCGGGAUUGAUUUUGGAGAGUAUGAGGCGCUAACAACACACUUAAAUGAGCAUGCUCACAAAAUUGUUUUAUUUUAGAAUAUUACGUCAUUACAGGGAGGUAAUUAAGAGAAAGAGACGAGACAGCAGAAAAAACAACGGAUGAGUUAAUCAACAUAACGAGAUCAUCAUGUGAAAGUUCGCACUCGAUGUCAAUGACACAAAAAUUGACUUUCCGACAAAAAGAAACACAAU
Hydractinia symbiolongicarpus is the source of this 5853-nucleotide messenger RNA. RefSeq lists its product as uncharacterized. Gene Ontology annotation, biological process: superoxide anion generation. Gene Ontology annotation, molecular function: protein binding; superoxide-generating NADPH oxidase activator activity. The record is from RefSeq and is a predicted model, not a curated record. Bases 302 to 4120 code for a protein of 1272 amino acids. The transcript is spliced from 10 exons. NCBI's taxonomy places the organism in Eukaryota, Metazoa, Cnidaria, Hydrozoa, Anthoathecata, Hydractiniidae.